AUGGUGGCUCCGGCCUCGACGGGAGGCAACUCGACUGGCGGACAGCCUUCGGCGAGCCGUCAACCCACCCGAUCCUCUAGCACCCACCCGUCGCAUUCUCACAAUGUACCUCUGAGUGCUCGACGGUCUGCACCUCUCGACUUGUCCACGGUCGAGCGACGAGGACAACCCAAUGCCCCUCGAGAGCCGGGUAAACGAAUUCGGCCUCAUGGCUUAGAAGAGGCACCUACGUUCCGGCCGACUGAGGAGGAAUUCAAGGAUCCCGAGAAAUACAUCCGCAAGAUAGCGCCUGAAGGUCAGAAAUAUGGAAUUUGCAGGAUCAUCCCACCGGAAAAUUGGCAACCGCCGUUUGCUAUUGACACAGAGCGAUUCCACUUCAAAACCCGCCGACAGGAGCUUAACUCGGUUGAAGGAGGUAUGCCCCCGCGUUCAGCCACGUCUGCUGCCGGUGGUGCUCCGCAGCCCAGUUCUGACCCGGACCCAGGAACCCGUGCAAAUCUAAAUUAUCUCGACCAGCUGGCCAAAUUUCACAAGCAACAUGGAACAAAUCUCAACCGCUUCCCGAGCGUCGACAAGCGCCCUCUGGAUUUGUACAAGCUGAAAAAGGCGGUCGAAGUGAGGGGUGGUUUUGAUCAAGUGUGCAAGAUGAAAAAGUGGGCAGAGAUUGGCCGCGACCUUGGCUACAGUGGCAAAAUUAUGUCUUCCCUUUCCACAUCGCUCAAGAAUUCCUAUCAACGCUGGCUCCAGCCGUACGAGGAAUACCUCCGCGUGGCUAAGCCCGGGGUGCAGCAGCAAUUGGAGCUGGAACAUGGUGGCCCUUACACGCCGUCGCCCCAUCAAUCGCCUAUGGCUAAGAAGCCCAUGCCCCUAGACAUUGGCACGCCACAUAUGGUACCCAAGGGAACAAUGAGUGUCCCGCCGUCCGUUCCCCAGAGUACUCCGAGGGAGAUGGAGACAACCCCAGAUAAGGCUACACCUCCGGUGGAGCCGACACCUCCUCGCCCGAUAGCGUCUGGCUUCACGCCUGUAAAUGCGAGUUCUGGAUUUACUGCCGUCAACCGGUCGCCAUCAUUUAUAGCGGUGAACAACAAUCCGACCAUAAAACGCGAAACGGAGAAUGGUUCUCUUACACCAAAAAGCGUCGCUGAGCAUCAUUCAGUUACGACUCCCGUGCCUAAUGGCCAUGGCAGCCAUCAAACGAAGCGCGCGAUCAGCCACGAAAGUGGUUCUCAAACCGAAAAUGGGGACGAUCCGAAUGGUCGGCGGAGUAAGCGUCUUCGCAAAGAUGCGCCUUUACCUACAAUUGCCGGUUCACAUAUGACUCUUCUUCGACCAGCCCCCCCACGGGCACGGAAAAGUGACGGCCGAAAGAUGGGCGAUAAAUGCGAGAAUUGCGGCAAGUCCGAAGACAGCUCCUCGAUUCUUGUAUGCGACAGUUGUGAGCAUGGCUAUCACAAGUACUGUCUCGAUCCUCCUCUAACUACUGUUCCCGAGUACGAUUGGCACUGCCCUAAGUGCCUGGUAGGCACAGGGGAGUUUGGUUUCGAAGAAGGAGGGGUUUACUCUCUUCGGCAGUUUCAAGAGAAGGCAAAUAUUUUCAAACAGAAUUAUUUCGCCUCAAAGAUGCCAUUUGAUCCUGUUCUCAACAGCCAUAGGCGAGAGUCUGAAGACGACGUGGAGCGCGAAUUCUGGAGAUUAGUGGAAAGCCUAACAGAGACUGUGGAAGUAGAGUAUGGUGCCGAUAUCCAUUCGACUACUCAUGGUAGUGGGUUUCCCACUAUUGAACGGAAUCCUCUCGAUCCUUACUCGGUUGACCCUUGGAAUUUGAACGUUCUUCCCUUCCACGGUGACUCUUUAUUUCGCCAUAUCAAGUCGGACAUCUCCGGCAUGACAGUCCCCUGGGUUUAUGUCGGUAUGUGUUUCUCAACAUUCUGCUGGCACAACGAAGACCAUUAUGCCUAUUCGGCCAACUAUCAACACUUCGGUGCUACAAAGACCUGGUACGGCAUUCCUGGCGCCGACGCAGAAGCGUUUGAGGAAGCUAUGCGGCAGGCAGUCCCAGAGCUUUUCGAGGGUCAGCCGGAUCUUCUCUUCCAACUAGUCACUCUAAUGCCACCGGAUCAGCUCAGGAAAGCUGGUGUCAACGUGUAUGCGCUUGACCAACGGGCUGGACAGCUUGUCAUCACCUUUCCCCAGGCUUACCAUGCAGGUUUCAACCAUGGCUUUAAUUUUAACGAAGCUGUCAACUUUGCACCUGCAGACUGGGAGCCUUGGGGUGCCAUGGGUGUUGAGCGUCUACAGCACUUCCGGCGACAUCCUUGUUUUUCGCAUGAUGAGUUACUUUUGACGGCAGCAGCUCGUGAUACGUCCAUUACAACUGCCAAAUGGUUGUCUCCAGCGCUUCAGCGGACCUGUGCAAGGGAGCUUUCUGAACGAGCUGCAUUCUUCGCCCGGCAUCGAGAUAUUGCUCUGCAUCAUUGCACGCUUGGAUCCGAAGAUGCCAAAGAUACUGGUAAUUGCCAGCUGAAGUUCGUAGUUGAAGAUGAGGACCUCCCGGAAGAAGAUUAUCAAUGCCAGUGGUGUAAAGCAUAUGCCUACCUGACGCAAUUCCGCUGUCACAAAACCGGGAAGACCGUUUGUUUGUCGCAUGUCGAUAUGAAUAUCUGCUGCGGAGAGCCACUAAAGCAAAGGCUGCUUGGACCGGAUCACACAUUACGUUACCGAGUUAGCGAUGAGGCUUUGAAGGCUCUGGUGCAGAAAGUUCAGGACCGUGCCAGGAUUCCGGAAGCGUGGGGUGAGAAGCUUGACAAGACAUUGGAAGAUGAGCCUAGGCCACAGUUGAAGGUCCUUCAUAAUCUAUUGAGUGAAGGUGAGAAAAUCCCAUACCAUUUGCCUGGUCUCCAAGAUCUUGCGGCCUUCGUCCAGCGCUGCGAUAAAUGGGUUGAAGAAGCAACCAAUUACAUCACCCGGAAGCAGCAGAACCGGAGGAAGAAUGAGAAGGCUUGGCGCAAAAGUAGUUCUAAGGCCGCGCAGCUGGAAGAACGUGAUCGUGAAGUUCGCAGAGUAGAAAAUAUCUACGCCCUUCUUGCAGAGGCUGAUAAACUGUCGUUCGACUGUCCACAGAUGGCGGCCCUGGAAGAGAAGACCCGCGAUAUCGAGAAAUUCCGCCAGGACGUUAACGCUGCCCUUAUGAACCCCCACAUCCGAUCGGUCCAGGAAAUUGAAGAUCUAGUGGAGUCCGCUCGCAAUUUCAACGUGGAUAUUCCCGAGGUUGACGGUCUGGAACAUAUUCUCCGGCAAAUGAAAUGGAAUGAGGAAGCGCGUCGGAAGCGCGAUCAAUACCUGACACUCAAGGACUGUCAAGAAAUAAUACUGGCUGGCGAGCAAUUGGGUUUGUCGGACACCAACGAGCACCUACUCUAUUUCAAGGAUCUAUGCCGCCAUGGUGAGGCCUGGGAAGCUAAAGCCAAGGAAUUGAUGUCUGUAGAAGCUGUUCACUACCAGCAGCUAGAAGCCUUGUCUGCGCAGGCUUCCCGUUUCCCUGUCUCUCCCGAGACUCUUGCCGCGGUAGAUGCCAUAUUGACAAAACAGCGUGAAGCGCAGAGAAGGAUACAGUCCCUGUAUGAGAGAAGUAAGGACCCUGAUAUCAGGAACCGCCCCAAAUAUAAGGAAGUCCGUGAACUUAUGGAGUCCUUGGAGGAGCUGAACAGCCGACCAACUGGAGCCAUUGACCUGGAACGCGAGCAGAAGCGCCAUGAGGACUGGAUGAGAAAAGGCAAGAAACUAUUCGGAAAAGCCAAUGCCCCGCUGCAUAUAUUAAAAUCGCAUAUGGAAUACGUUGAAAAGAGGAACUCGUACUGUUUUGACUUGGAAGACCGCUGUCGACCGCCUGUCGAACCUUCGUCGCGAGAUAAUACCCCCGAUGGCUUGUUGGACAAUAACACUACCACCCCUAGCAUGUGGGGUGGUGGGAAAUCACGAAAGCGAGAUGUUUUCUGUAUUUGCAGGCACUCUGAAGCCGGGAUGAUGAUUGAGUGUGAAGUCUGCCACGAGUGGUAUCAUGGCAAAUGCCUGAAGAUCGCGAGAGGGAAAGUCAAGGAGUUCGACAAGUAUACAUGCCCUAUCUGCGAUUGGCGCCAAAAAAUCCCCCGAGAUGCCGCCCGUCCAAAACUAGAAGAUCUUCAAGACUGGCAGGCCGAAAUCCUUGGCUUGCCUUUCCAACCUGAUGAGGAACAAAUCUUGGAUAACAUCAUCAAUCAAGCGGUUGGCUUUCGUGAUUUCCUCCAUGGUUUCACCAAUGCCGCAUGUACCACUACUGAAGAAGUCCCCACGCUGAUAUUCUAUCUACGAAAGAUCGAAGGUGCUGAGGUCUUAUUGGCGUAUGAAACGAACUUCUUCAGACAAGAGAUCCAUAAAUGGGCCCCGGUAGCACCGGAGCCACCGCCAAUCUUGGAACAGUCUCUAUCUACUCGCAAGCCACGUCCGACAAAGCAGCAGAAGAUUAUGGCACAGCUGGGCGUCGAUCGCCCGGAGGAUCUUCCUCCUCAUCUACGCACGAAACAACCCAGCCGUAAAUCAAUCGAUUCGCAGUCGGGAAAAUCUUCUCUGCUUCCUGGGGCACAAACACCUGGCGAUGGGUCGAAUUCCGAUUCAACCCGCGGCGAACCUACGCUAGCCCCAAUGUCCGAUGCGCAAAACUCGAUUUAUCCUUUCUCGGCAAAUUAUUCUCUUCCUGCAAGCGACUCUACACCGGCCUUUGCUCCGGGCUCUUCAGCUUUCCUGCCCCAUGCUGCGGCUCAUUCGCCCUCAUUUCCUGCGCGCUCUCCGUCCCCAACUCAUCAAGGACUGGAUGCAUCCCUCUUUAGCUCUCCGCAGUUCAAUCGGGACCCCGACGACGGACCGUCAGGAGUUGAUGUCGCUAAUGAGAACCCCUUUGACAGUAGUCCUAGGCAGAACCUAGACGAUGUCUUUGCAGAUUUGACAAAUCAAGACGCAGAACCCGAGCAAGAACCCGAGCCUAUGGAAAACACACAUGCUAACGAGGCUUUGGAAGUACUUGAUGCGAGUAAUGGGGAUCAUUCUGAAACCCCACACGAUGAAGAAGAGCCACAGGAUGAUAAGUCCAAUGGGGAAAUCAAUGGCUCAACCAAAGCCAAUCGCAGUACAGAGGAUCUCUAA
This is a messenger RNA of Aspergillus alliaceus, 5178 nucleotides long. RefSeq names its product putative PHD transcription factor (Rum1). Gene Ontology annotation, molecular function: histone demethylase activity; DNA binding. The transcript is spliced from 5 exons. Gene Ontology annotation, biological process: chromatin remodeling. NCBI's taxonomy places the organism in Eukaryota, Fungi, Ascomycota, Eurotiomycetes, Eurotiales, Aspergillaceae. Gene Ontology annotation, cellular component: nucleus. The record is from RefSeq and is a predicted model, not a curated record. Bases 1 to 5178 code for a protein of 1725 amino acids.